This is a messenger RNA of Apodemus sylvaticus (European woodmouse), 7730 nucleotides long. RefSeq names its product chondroitin sulfate N-acetylgalactosaminyltransferase 1 (gene Csgalnact1). Bases 868 to 2460 code for a protein of 530 amino acids. Lineage: Eukaryota; Metazoa; Chordata; Mammalia; Rodentia; Muridae. The transcript is spliced from 10 exons. Gene Ontology annotation, molecular function: glucuronosyl-N-acetylgalactosaminyl-proteoglycan 4-beta-N-acetylgalactosaminyltransferase activity. Gene Ontology annotation, cellular component: Golgi cisterna membrane. The record is from RefSeq and is a predicted model, not a curated record.
CUCGCAGGAGGGAAAGUUCAGCGGCAGCAGCCGGAGCUACGUAGCCAAAGGGGCCGGCUCCACGGUCUGCAGUGUUGCCUGGGUGACGGCGCUGAGCUGAACACGGUGCUAGCAGAAGGGGGCGGUACUUUCCCUCUGGACCCUGACUUGGAAGCCAAGUGCGACUUCUCCGCAGUCACCACUAGAAGCAGAUGUGCGACGGAGCAGCUGUUCACCUUUCUUUCUGCCGAGUGCCAGGGUGGCUCCCCCACAGCACUGAGGAAGAAGGAAACUAGGCAGAUCCCUCUGCAGAGAAAGACUCCCAGCUGACUCAGCUUGCAUCCCUGACUGAGACAUCUUACCUCUGGGAGAGGCUCCGUUUCCCUCAGGUCCCUUGGGCAGACCUCUAUUGCUCCCUGUUGAUGUCACGUCUGCUGCUUGUCCUGACUGACUGCCUCAAAGCUCUCUGAAGCUAGAGUGAGUGGGGUAACAGGUGGGAAUGGAAGAUACUUGCCUCGAGAAGACCCCCUCUACCAAGUUUUGUCUACCGAGAUCCACAGUCAAAGCAAACGGAAAGGGGGACAAGAGGUUCCCCCUCAUCUUCAGCAUACCUGGAAGGCUAUGAUGGAAACAAAUGAAGGAACUUGGAGGCUCCACUUGACUGACUGUUUCUGUCUAGAAAAUCUUCCCUUGGAAGCAGGAGAGGCGUCUCAUGUAAUGGCUGACUUCCAAAGGCAGGCCAUGUUCUAGAAGGAAAUGGAUGAAACUGGUUCAGGGGACUUCAGUGGCAUUGUGGUGUAACCAGAAAAGCCCGUAUUGGUAGCCCUCGUGGUGCCCUGGGAUGUUGGAUACUCUGGACCUGGACGCAUGGCCUGUACCUGAGUGAGGAUGGUCCGCCGCGGGCUGCUGGGGUGGAUUUCUCGGGUAGUGAUUCUGCUGGUGCUUCUCUGUUGUGCUAUCUCUGUCCUCUACAUGUUAGCCUGCACCCCAAAAGGCGACCAGGAGCAGCUGGGACUGCCACGGGCCAAUGGCCCCACAGGCAAAGAUGGCUACCAAGCGGUGCUGCAGGAGCGCGAGGAACAGCAUCGCAACUAUGUGAAUAGCCUUAAACGACAGAUCGCGCAGCUAAAGGAUGAACUGCAGGCACGCAGUGAACAGCUCCGCAGUGGGCAGGACCAGGCCAGCGAUGCCACCAGCCUGCGCUCAGGCUGGGACCCUGAACCCAAAGCCCAGGCCGAUAUGCUGGCCUUCCUGCGUGGGCAGGUGGACAAGGCCGAGGUCCAUGCAGGUGUCAAGCUGGCCACGGAGUAUGCUGCUGUGCCUUUCGAUAGUUUCACUCUGCAGAAAGUAUACCAGCUGGAGACCGGCCUGACCCGCCACCCUGAGGAGAAGCCAGUGAGGAAGGACAAACGUGACGAGCUGGUCGAAGCCAUCGAAUCAGCCCUAGAGAGUCUAAAUGGCCCUGCGGAGAGCAGCCCACGCCAGCAUCCUUACACAGCUGCAGACUUCAUAGAAGGGAUCUACAGAACAGAAAGGGACAAAGGCACUUUGUAUGAGCUGACCUUCAAAGGGGACCACAAGCAUGAAUUCCAGAGACUUGUCCUAUUUCGACCUUUCGGCCCCAUCUUGAAAGUGAAAAAGGAAAAACUCAACAUGGCCAACACGCUCAUCAACGUUAUCGUGCCCCUAGCGAGGAGGGUGGACAAGUUCCGGCACUUCAUGCAGAACUUCAGGGAGAUGUGCAUCCAACAGGACGGGAGAGUUCAUCUCACCGUUGUUUACUUUGGGAAAGAAGAAAUGAAUGAAGUUAAAGGAAUACUUGAAAACACUUCCAAAGCUGCCAAUUUCAGAAACUUCACCUUCAUCCAGCUGAAUGGAGAAUUCUCUCGGGGAAAGGGACUGGAUGUCGGAGCCCGCUUCUGGAAGGGAAGUAACGUCCUGCUCUUUUUCUGCGAUGUAGACAUCUACUUCACAUCGGAGUUCCUCAACACAUGUAGACUGAACACACAGCCAGGGAAGAAGGUAUUUUAUCCGGUUCUCUUCAGUCAGUAUAACCCUGGCAUAAUCUACGGCCAUCAUGAUGCAAUCCCUCCACUAGAACAGCAGCUGGUCAUAAAGAAGGAAACAGGAUUUUGGAGGGACUUUGGAUUUGGGAUGACUUGUCAGUAUCGGUCAGACUUCAUCAACAUAGGUGGCUUUGACCUGGACAUCAAAGGCUGGGGCGGUGAAGAUGUGCACCUGUACCGGAAAUAUCUCCAUAGCAACCUUAUAGUGGUACGCACACCUGUACGGGGACUUUUCCACCUUUGGCAUGAAAAGCACUGUAUGGAUGAACUGACCCCUGAGCAGUAUAAGAUGUGCAUGCAGUCAAAAGCUAUGAAUGAAGCGUCCCACGGACAGCUGGGGAUGCUUGUCUUCCGGCAUGAAAUAGAGGCUCACCUUCGCAAACAGAAGCAGAAAGCAAGCGGUAAAAAGACAUGAUCUCCUAGGCACAGGGGAGCAGAGACAUUUAAAAUGUUUGCCUUUGUCAGUUACUAAAGAAAUAAAUGCAACAAGGUAUAAACUUCCACAAAGGGCAACAAAGUAUCUGACUGAUGAGUAAGAGAGGAAUGGAGACUCUCAGGAUUCUGUUGGCUCUGUGUGUGGUGACCCUGACUGUGUUUACAGCAAAAUGAUCUCUCUGGUUCCUGCUCACUGAGAUACAACUGCUGACCAGUUUUCUAGAACAUUUACUGGAAUGGGAUGCAAACACACUGGUUUCUCGUCUUAGGAUUUGUUACAUCAGAGGGCUUUGGUACUACCAGGACUACCAAAGUCUCAGAAGAAAGAGAGAAUCUGUGGAGAUCUCUGACAUUAGCAUCCUCCAGGAGACAGUGAGCAAAGCAAAGGGACCUGGAAACAAUCCGUCGAAACUGUCAUUUCCCCAGUAUUAACCAAAAAGAGCAAAAAUAAAAACACAAAAAACAAAACCAACAAAAAAAACCCUCUUUCCCAUUAUUGUUUAGUCAUCUUUAUUCUAAAAAUGCACUUUUUUUGCUUCUGCGUAUUAUACUUAUUUAAUUACCCAUUUACAAGCCUUAGUAGGAGCCUAUUAGAGUAUAUUAUGAUUUCUUUUAAGAUUUUAUUUUAUUUUUUGUUGUUUUUGUUGAUUUGUUUACUUGAGACAGUCUUGACACAGAGCCCGAGAUAAACUUGAAAUUGUGAUCCUCCUGCCUCCGAAGCCUGAGUGCUGAGAUUACAGGUGUGUACCACCACAGCUGGCAAGAAGAGACAUGCAGAGGUGUGGGACAGGAACCUCCAUUGUAAGCAUGAGAACUGACCGAAGGACUUACUAGUCUCAGACCAUGCUAAGGCUAGUGUGGGGCUGCAGAGAGAAAGGUAUCCAAAAACUAUCUAAGACUUUCCAAAGAGGAACAAUCAAACACUGGAGAAAGAAAAAGACACUUUCCUCUUCAUGAAAAAAAGGACACUAAGAAGACCUUGGUAUAUUUACAAGAGAAUAUAGUUUCUCCUCUGGAGAAAUGGGGACCACUUUCUUACCUGUUUGAAUAAACCAAAGUUAUGAACCAAUCACUUUUCAAAACAGGGUGCUCUUCUUGGUCUCUGGUUUGCAUAAGAAGAAAAUGCAGAAUAUAUAUAUAUAUAUAUAAUUAUAUUUUGAAAGACCAAUCCAUUAAUCCAGCGAGAUGGAAGAUUUUGCUACAUUUCCAUUCACUCCUGGCUAUGAGGAAGCAACUUAUUUUUAAAAUAAGCAAUGUUACCUGAUUGCCAAGAUGCUUCUGAAACAUUUUCUUACAACUCCAAAUUCUUUUUUUUUAAAAAAAAAAAAAAAUAUGGUUAACAUUGAGUGGUUUCUACAUCCAUAUGCAAAUUAUUUAUUUAUUAGCCAGCACCAGAUGCAUGAGCUGAUUACCUCUCCUGUCUCUGUGCCUUCUGUUUGCCCACAGUGAAUUCAUUGUUUAAAUGCUUCAAGAACACUCAAGCUGUGUGUUUAAAAAAAAAAAAAAAGCAUUGUAUUGAUUUGUACUGGUAGUUUAUAAAAUUUAAUUAAAACACAAGACAUGAAUGAAAGGUGGCAUUGCACAGCUAAUAAAAUUUGUGAAUUUGAUUUCUUCCCAUAAUAGGAUUGUGUGUCUUGAGUUUGGGGAAAUACUUUUGUGCAUAGAUCAGGACUUCCUGGUGCUGGCACUGUUGAAUUUUGGAGCUUGAUCACUUAGUGGGGGAAGGAAAAGUACCAUGCAAAAUCCCUGCAGUCCCUCUACAUGCCAAAUGUCAGGGUGCCUCCCAUUCGGCUUUUGACACCCAGAAUGUCUCAAUCACUGUCGAAUACUAAAGGAACAGGAGCAUGACCCCUGGCUGAGAACCUCUAGGACAGAAUGAAAAAUCUGGCAUUUCAUUUAUGCUAAUUUUACUUAGAUGGCAUUGAAAAAAAAUGAUUUCUGAAACCCCUUUACAGUCACAUGCUCUGGUGAUUUUAGAGGUUUCAGGGCCUGUGGCUGUCAUUUCCCAAUAGUGGUCCUGAUGGACUUGUGACUGACUCACGCUGUCACAGAGUCAGGGGCAUUGCUAUCUCAGGAGAAGUGAUGGCAUCAAACAAAUCAAGCGGGUCAGGAUGUCUCUUGGUGUUGGGGGCCCUGGAUGACUCCACGGCAGUCAGCAUUUGAUAUGGGCCCUCCGUGUUACAGACGCCCAUGAUGCUGAGUAAGACUUGUGUGUUUCUUCAGACAAGGUCUCCCGGAGCCAGGAUGGGCUGAAACUCACAGUGCUUCUUCUGCCUCAGACUCUCAAGUGCCUUGGUUGUGGCUGUGUACAAGCACAGCUGGCCAUGAAUUGAUUUUAACAGUUGCUCAGGGAACUAGGAAGAACGCUUGGUGGAUAGAGUGAGCUCACGUCCCCUCUAGCCCCGAAACUGUGAAAAUGGAGAGCAAAGACUGGAACGAAGCUGCUCUGGCUGGAACUGCAUGCUCCAGGCACCGCGAAGGAUCUGUGUCUCAAAACUCCAGUGGACAGCAGUGGAGCAAGACACCCAAUGUGUGCACACAUGGUGGGAACGCAGAAGGAAGCGUACUACUUUAUGUGAUGAUUUGAAAAGAAAUCUAAUUUAAAGCUACUGAGGGAGCUCUGAGCACUGACUGCACUUCCACAGGUCCUGAGUUCAAAUCCCCAGCACCCACAUGGUGGCUCACAACCACCCAUUAUGGAAUCUGCUACCCUAUUUCUUGUGUAUCUGAAGACAGCUACAAUGUACUCGUAAAUAAAAUAAACAAAUCUUUAAAAAAAAAUGUCACUGGGGGUAACAGUGGUGGUUUGAAUAGGUUCGGCCCACAUAGACUCAUGGGUUUGAACACUUGACCCACAGAGGGUGGCAUGAUUAAGAGGUAUUAACUUGUUGGAGUAGGUGUGAACCUGUUGGAGUAGGUGUGAACCUGUUGGAGUAUUUAUGGCAUUGUUGGAGUAGGUGUGAACCUGUUGGAGUAGGUGUGAACCUGUUGGACUAGGUGUGAACCUGUUGGAGCAGGUGUCAACCUGUUGGAGUAGGUGUCAACCUGUUGGAGUAGGUGUCAACCUGUUGGAGUAUUUAUGGCCUUGUUGGAUGGAGGAAGUAUGUCAUUGAGGAGGUGGGCUUUGAGGUUUCCUAUGCUCAGUUUCUGCUCAGUAUGGAAUGAGACCCUUCUGCUGGCUGCCUACAGAAGACACUUCAUCCUGGCUCCUUUGGAUCGAGAUGUAGAACUCUUGGCUCCUCCAGCACCAUGGCUUCCCGCCAUGAUGAUUAUGGACUGAACCUCUGAAACUGUACACCAGCCCCAAUGAAAUAUUGUACUUAGAAGAGCUGCCUUGGUCAUGGUGUCUCUUCCCAGCAAUAAAACCCAUAAGAGAGUAAAGAAUGUAUUAAACACUCCCCACCUCCCCCUGGUUUAAAGCUUAGCUUAGUUGCAUGUGCAGCUCCAAUUCGAAAUGUCCCCCUGAAGGUUCAUCUGUUCAAAGCAUGGACGUCAGUGAAUGGGAUCCUGAAUGAGCCCCCUCCCUAAGGAGUCUCCGACGUCACUAAUACAUUCAUACUUUGGGAAUCGAUACUUCAUGCAUUCAUAUGUUCCCGACUUUCAUAAUUUGAUGGGAGUAGACAGCAGGGCAGUCAGGACUUCGGAGGAGGAAGAUCUAGUCCUGGUCCUCUGGGCUCUUCCCAGCUUUCUUCACUUCUUCACUUAGGGUCCACUUGUAGGGAAAUGUAACCCCAACCUUAUGGAAAUGAAGGUCUGAGAGGCCUCACUCCUCCUCAAUCAGGGGCUGAAAUUCAAACUUAGACAUCAAAGGAAAACAGAAGUGAAAUUGCAUUGAAGAACUCAGGUAUAUUUCCUCCUGCAAAGAAAGGACACUGCCAAAUGCCCAGUUUAUCAAAGGCCCCUUCUAAGUUCAUGAAUAUUUACUCUAUUCCUUGUCCCUAUCUGUUGCCUGAGCAAUACGAUUUUUUGGUUGUUUCUUGAGACAAUGGGAUCUCUCAUUUGUAGCCCAAGAUGUACUGAAACUCAGUGUUCCUUCUGGCUCAUAUUCUCAGGUGACUGGGUUACAGCUGGGUAUGAGAGCACCUAGAAAAGAGAUUAAUCUACUUGAGGCCCCAAUCAGGUGCUACUAUUGAUUCUGUUGUGUGAGAGCUGUUAGCAGCUCUUUCCCACUCCUUCAUUGAUGACAGAGUGAAUCUUCAAAAUCAGAGCGUUUGUGCUACAGGAACUGGCAGUUACCGUGACAGAGCAGCCCUCUCACCUUUGAGCCACCUCCCCACUCUAGCCUUUUGUUAAACAUUGGCAACCUAUUGGUUGCCAAGCAAUACAUUGAUUCCAAGCAAUACAUCUCACACCCUUGUGCUGGAUCUCUGCAGUCUUCCGCCUUCCAGCACACACAGACCCAGCUAGUGCGUCCAUAAGCGUGGACACCUUACCUUCAUCCACACUCAGUAAGUAGCUCCCAGAAUUUUAACUCUUUAUUUAAGGGGAAAACAAAACCUCUCUAUUUUUUUUAUCUAAUCACACCAGGGCUUGGGCCCAUGUGGUAACUGUUGGUAUUCUGUCUAAGCUCCACCCCACACCUACCUGGCAAUAGCCAGGUAUGCCCCACCCCAUAGAUCUGGCCCACUAUAAAAGGGGCUACUUGCCAGCUACUAGUGGCCAGCCACCAUUACUCACUCUCUCUCUCUCUCUCUCUCUCUCUCUCUCUCUCUCUCUGCCUUUCUCUACUUUCACUAUACCACUAACUUUCAACCUCUACCCUGAAUAAACUCUAUUCUAUACCAUGCCUGUGUGUGUGUGGUCCCUCAGGGGAAAGAGGUGCCUGGACAAGGUCCUGCCUGGGUACCCCCUUCCCCCACACCGCCGUGCCACAUUUCUCUAAACCCCCAAUCCUCUCUUUUUAAGCCCCUUCAGUAACUGUUAUGGCUUCUGCAUAGAGACACCAUCUGCAGCUUGCAUGGUUUGAAAUGAGUCACUCCAUGUCUCUACAUAUCCCCGUUUCUUCCUUUAUGGUGCCGAGUACAAUCUUGUCUGUAGCCUACAAUUGUUUCCGAGUUAGAUGAGUCAGUGCAGAUACAGUAUUUAGGGCCUGGCCAGCACUUGGGAUAUGUCUUCACACUGCCUUUGGACAGUGUUGAGUUUCUCAGUAUACCCUAAACGUCGGGGGCCCAAGUGUGGGCCAUCCAUUUGAGAUUAUGAAACCACCAUGAACUUUUGUCCUUUGUUUUGUUAUUCUGAGAUGUUUGUUAA